AUGGUAAUGACAGUAAUUAGCACCGAUUUCCGAAUCCCAAUCUUGGUGUCAGCCCCGCAGCGCUUGGCACACAUGCAGGCAGCGGGCCAGCGGCUGUGCGAGGAAGAGAGGGGAGUGGUGAAGAAAAGGGAUGAAAAACAGAGGGAAAAAGCUCUGUCCAAAUGCUGUUACCCAUUUUUGUAUGCGUGUGUGCACAGGGUUGUGGUUGGGCUGAGUUCUUCUCUGCCAGCUGGUGUUCCCAAGCUGAGCUAUCGCUUUGCAUCAUCUCACAAGUACAUUCCCAGGAGAGCUGUGCUGUAUGUACCUGCGGAUGAUGAAAAGAAGAUACAAAAAAUCCCAUCACUAAAUGUCGAUUGUGCGGUGUUGGACUGUGAAGAUGGCGUGGCUCUGAACAGAAAGAGAGAAGCAAGGCUGACAGUUGUGAAAACGCUUGAAGAGUUUGACAUCGGCCAUGCUGAGAAGUGUGUUAGGAUAAACUCCGUGUCCAGUGGCCUUGCAGAGGAAGAUCUAGAGGUGCUUUUGCAGUCCAAGACUCUUCCUUCAAGUCUGAUGCUGCCAAAGGUUGAAAGCGUGGAAGAAGUUAAAUGGUUUGCAGACAAAUUCGCACAUCACUCGAAAGGCCGAACGCUUGCAGAACCAAUGCAUUUUAUCCCAUUUGUGGAAACCGCGGUGGGGUUGCUCAAUUUUAAGGCUGUUUGUGAAGAAGCAUUGAGAACAGGAUCCCAGGUUGGCUUUCAUUUGGAUGCAGUCGUCUUUGGAGGAGAGGAUUUUCGUGCCAGCAUAGGUGCAACAAGCAAUAAGGAAACUCACGAUAUUUUAUACGCCAGGCAGAAAAUAAUAGUCACAGCAAAGGCAUUUGGCCUCCAAGCAAUAGACCUGGUUUACAUUGAUUUCCGAGAUGAAGAUGGGCUCCGCAGGCAAUCAAGGGAAGGUGCCUCGAUGGGCUUCACUGGUAAGCAGGUGAUUCACCCUAACCAAAUUGCUGUUGUCCAGGAACAGUUCUCUCCCAGCCCUGAAAAAAUAAAGUGGGCACAAGAACUGAUUUCUGCUUUUGAAGAACAUCAGCGUUUAGGAAAGGGCGCAUUCACGUUCCGCGGAAGCAUGAUAGACAUGCCGCUGCUGAAGCAGGCACGGAACAUUGUUACGCUUGCCACAGCCAUCAAGAAAAAAUGAUCUGGUAAAUGGAGCGCUCACCAUGGGGCCACGGAAGCUUGUUUUAAAAGAUGACUAUAAGACUUUGGGGGGAAAAAAAGAUAAUCAAAUGCAUCACGCUUAAGCAGAAAUUCAUUGACGUUCUGCAGAUCUGCCAUAAUUUCCUUGCCAGAAUUGUUCAUCGCUAACAGUGCUCCCGACCCAAAGCGCUGCUCGCUCUCAGUGCCUGCCAUGGUGCUAUGUCAUGGCUGUGUGAUAUCAUGGCUAUGGGAUUGUGGCUUCACGAAAGGACACCAGCAGGAUUUGAGCAGUGAUCUCCCCUCAAAUAACCAGUGGACACCAGUCAGCCUUCAGUCUCCAUUCCCAUAUCAAAGUCCAUCUGAAAGUCGAAGCUCUGGCUAAUCAUACACCGGCUGAAAUAAAUGUGAUGAAACUCACUGUCCCGCACAGGCUUCUCAUUCCCCCCCCCCUCUCCCAGAAACGUAUCUGUGUCAUUAAAACACUGCUCCUACACAAGACUCUGGCUCUGCUUUCGGCAGCCGCGGUCGAGGCACGGUUCUCGGCGGCACAAUGCAGCAGAACUCGUGCAUAUGGUCUCGAGUCAGAUUUACAUCACAUUAGGGAUACGGCGACAGGUCAUGUGGGCCGUGUGGUUAACGGGCUUAGUAAAGCUGUUUUGAAGAGGUUAACCCAGCUUGUAGUAAGGGUAAAUAAACAUAACAACCGGGCAUUGUCCUCUAUUCAGCAUGUACUCUUAUAUGGAGGGCUAAAGGGUAUUGAAGCUGCAGAGGAUCAACUUGUGGUUGCCAGAGGACUCCAAUGAAGUUUGAAACACCAACAAUCAGAGAUUUUGUUUCUGUUCCUCAUUAAAUCAUGAGCUUUUGUGCUCAGACUAUGAACGACUGUUCUUUAAGAAAUUAACAGAAUGGGAAGUUUUAAACUAUGCACCAACCUUUUCAUGACCUACACAGCAGCAAUGCUGCUGCACUUAGACAAACACCGCGGGGAAGGCUGUUCUGUUUAUUUAAAUUUGUAAAUAGAAAACAGUUGUUUUUGGGUCUCAUUCCUCGCUGCCUCCAUGGCCGUUUUACGUAGGGAGUCACAGCACCUUCUCCCUCCCAUCUGCUCUCUUCUUGUGCUUCCUGCACCUCGAGCAGCGCCUUUUGAACGCUUUGCUUAGUUCUGAUGGAGGGGAGAGGAAGGGAAAAAUUAAAAAAAAAUAAGGAAAACAGAAUCCAGCCUCAACCCAACACACCGUGCCUGGAGAGCUGCGGCUCGGCCAGGCCCCAGCGUUGGGGUAUGUACGAGAUGACCCCAGGGUCCGAGUGGCAUGGGGCAAGCUGUCCUGCUGCACGGUGACUCAUCCCAAUGGUUUGGGGUGACCUGUCUCAGAGCAGGGUGAGCUGUCCCCAUGGCACGGGAACUCCCAGGCUAAUCAGAUUAAUGAAGGACUACCUUCCCAGAUUGUAUCUCGUAAGCCCCCCAGCCCUAGCCCUGUGAGUCCCUUUGUUAUUAAUUCUUGGAUGACUAAAUUACGGGUAGCGCUGUUAAAACAUUAUCGGGACUAAUGAGAAACAAUUACUUAGGAGAUGAUCUGGGACAGGCAGGGCCAGGCGCGUUUCUAGCUCUCCCCACAGAUUAUGUCUGUAAAUCAUCAGGUGCAGGGCAGCACGGGGGUGAGGCCUGGCACAGGGAAAGCAAAAUAAGAUACAGGGUCGGGAUUUUUUUUUUUUCCUUUCGCAUAAUUUUUUCAUUAAUCUCAAUAGGACCCGUGUGGUGUAGAUUGUUUUAAUUCCCUUCGUGCCAUGUCGGGAGGGGGAGCGGAUUCCCCCGUAACUCCUGCAUUGUCCCAGCAGCCCCAGGGGUCCCGGCAGACCCUGGCCCCAAAAACUUCGUUCCAGAAGAAUAGAGGACCCGAUCCCAUGCCUUCACCCCAGCACUGAGGCACACCCAUUUUCCCCAAAGUCCCUCAGAUCCCCUCCAGAACGUGGGAGAGUUCCGCGUUCAUUUCCCAGCCCUAACGAGCUGCACUUUAUAACAAAUAAAAUCCCAUUUAUUUGUUUCUCAGUUUACUUCUGGGAGCGCUACGUGCUUCCCGGCUUUAUUCUGUCCCUCUUUCUCCCCUUCUCUUUCCCUCUCCUUCUCUCCCGCCCGGUGCCAGGCAGGCAAUUGAUGAAACAAAACAGAUUAUAAGAUUAGCAGCGGGAUUUUGUGCAUAUUAAUGAUAGGGAAGGGCGCCGAAUGGGUUUGUAAUUGCAGAUCUCGCGCUCGGGAUUGGGAACUGUAGCCCUGCUGCAGCAAAGACCCCCCUGUGAGGUUUUCACAUUGGAACUUAGGGGAAAAGUGAAAAAGUA
Phasianus colchicus (ring-necked pheasant) is the source of this 3506-nucleotide messenger RNA. Lineage: Eukaryota; Metazoa; Chordata; Aves; Galliformes; Phasianidae. The record is from RefSeq and is a predicted model, not a curated record.